ACCGCGGUAAAUUGAAGAAGGAAACGAAGAAGACAGACCCGGACGUGCGUCCAAAGCACCUUGAACUGAGCAAUUGUUCCUUUUCUUUCUUUGUUGUUGUGUUUAUUUGUCGUUUGCGUCGAAGAUGUUUGCGUGUUCUUUGUGGCGUGGAAGGACACUGAAGUGGUUGACACGCUCCGAGAGGCGCUUGACGGACACCUGCCGGGCCGCGGGGCCGGUGCGCAUCGGAUGCGCCUCGGGAUUCUGGGGGGACACGGCCACCUCAGUGCCUCAGCUGAUCCAUGGUGGCAAACUGGACUUCUUGGUGUUUGAUUACCUGAGUGAGAUCACCAUGUCGCUCCUCACAGCAGCCAAGGCUAAGGCGCCCAACCUGGGUUACGCUCCAGACUUUGUCCAGGCGGCCUUGGCGCCGUCCAUCCACGACAUCCGCAGGAAAGGUGUGCGUGUGGUCAGUAACGCGGGCGGCGUGAACCCGCUAGCCUGCGCCGCGGCCAUACGGGAAGUCGUCAAGAAGGCCGACCUGGACCUCAAGGUUGCCGUGGUGACGGGUGAUGACCUCAUGGCCCACAGAAGCUGCCUCGCUGAGGUCAAAAUGGCCGACGACGGUAGCACCCGCGCCUUGCCCAAAACGCUACACAGCAUGAACGCCUACCUCGGGGCUUCGCCCAUCCGCCGCUGUCUGGAUCUCGGCGCCGACAUUGUCGUUACAGGCCGUUGCGUGGACAGCGCCCUUGCUCUCGGGCCGCUCCUGCACGCCUUUGGAUGGGGAAAAGGCGACUUGGACCUGCUUGCUGCUGGAAGUCUGGCGGGCCACCUGAUCGAGUGCGGCGCUCAGAGCACCGGCGGGAUCUUCACCGACUGGCACCGCGUCCCAGACUGGGACAACGUCGGCUUCCCGGUGGUGGAAUGUUCCGCCGACGGCUCCUUCGUUCUCUCCAAACCGCCAAAGACGGGCGGCCUGGUGGCGUUCGGCACGGCGGCCGAGCAGCUGGUGUACGAGAUUGGCGACCCGCGGCGAUACGUGCUGCCUGACGUCAUCUGUGACUUCAGCCGCGUUCUCAUCCAGGAAGUGCCCGGUGUCGAGGGCGGCGCCGUGAAGGUGAGCGGCGCCAAAGGCUUUGCUCCGCCGCGCGACUAUAAGGUGUGCGCCACCUACAUGGACGGCUUUCGCGCAACCGCCGUGUGUCCGCUCGGUGGGCCGAGAGCGGCGGAAAAGGCCCGCAGGACCGCUGAGAGCAUCAUCAAAAGGACGAGGCGCAUAUUCAAGCAUUUGCAUCUGGAGGACUUCACAGCCGUCAACAUCCAAGUUCUGGGAGCGGAGGACACGUACGGCGCCAACGGCUCCAACAAAGACGCCAGGGAGGCGGUCCUGUGGUUGGCCGUCCGCCACGAAGACAAGAAGGCGCUGGAGGUCUUCUCCAGAGAGAUCGCCCCCGCCGGGACCGGCAUGGCUCCCGGACUGUGCGGCAUCGUGGGCGGGCGUCCCCGAGUGUCGCCCGUGCUGAAGCCGCUCUUCUUCUACCAUCCCAAAUCUCAACUCCAGCUGGACAUCCACGUGGACGGACAGUGGGUGGAGUCUCUCUCGGAGGCGGGGCCUGACACGCCCGAGCAGGAAGUCCCUCCCGAGGGGGCUGAGGAAGCGCCUGACGCAGAUCUUCCUGGCGGGCCGCACUGCUACACGCUGGAAGAACUGGCCUACGCCAGGAGCGGCGACAAAGGAGACUCCGCCAACAUCGGAGUGAUCGCUCGUCACGCCGGCCUCUUCCCCUACCUGAGGAAACACCUGACUUGCUCUGUGGUGGAGGAAUACCUGGCCCACCUCUUCCCGGCGGGCACGCACGGCGCCGUGACCCGAUACACUCUGCCAGGGAUCAACGGACUCAAUUUUGUCUUGAAGAAUUCACUUGGUGGGGGAGGGGUGGCGUCCCUGCGCAGUGACCCCCAGGGAAAAGCCUUGGCUCAGAUGUUGCUGGACUUGAAACUCCGUGGACUUCCCGACCUCGCGCCCCUGCUCGGUUAACAGGCGCACACGCUCCGUUUUAGCAACGGAGGACUCGACUGUCAGCUCGGAUCACGACCUCAGCGGACUUCAUCGGAGCGGCGACCUCUCGCCUCGCUCUGUGGAAUGUCCCUUCCUCCUUAAUUGCAAACAGGCCCUCGGUCGUCACGGCGACCGCUGCCAGGUCGGCCCCCCCCUCGCGUUUCGGGAGAACUCUUGAAUUCCUCGGAUCGCGGUGAAGAAGGUCCCGGUGCAUAUUGAGCGUUCAUUAAACGUGUCCGUCAGCGGCAGGAAAUAAAAGGUGUCGACGUGUCCCGCC
Molecule: messenger RNA, 2318 nt
Organism: Phyllopteryx taeniolatus (common seadragon)
Lineage: Eukaryota; Metazoa; Chordata; Actinopteri; Syngnathiformes; Syngnathidae
Gene: lratb.1
Product: lecithin retinol acyltransferase b, tandem duplicate 1
Exons: 19
Coding region: 125-2020 (631 amino acids)
Source: RefSeq, a predicted model, not a curated record